GCUGGACAUUUCACGAUAAUUUUAAACUUUUUAUACUUAAAAUAAAUGAGAAUAUUUUCUCAGAGUUUACUAUUAAGAAAUACUUUAGUAAAAAUGGCAUCAGCUCCAAAAAGGAUUAAGUUAUCGUCAUCAUCAACAAAUACCGAAAAUGAGACAAAAACUGAUGUUGAAGGAUUUAUGAAAAGCAUUCAAGACAAAAGAGAAGAGACUGCGGAAUCAAUUUUGAAGUACAAAUUCAAUAAAAAGCGAGUCAGAAUUAUAUCACAAGAGCAACUUGUAUUAGAUAAUUGUGAAGGAAUAGUUUAUUGGAUGUCAAGGGACAGCAGGGUCCAGGAUAACUGGGCGUUUUUGUUCGCCCAAAAACUUGCCUUGAAAAACGAAGUUCCACUUCAUGUGUGUUUUUGUAUUAUAGCGAAAUACCUGGAUGCUUCCGUCAGACAAUUCCAUUUUUUACUGAGAGGUUUAGAAAAAGUGGCAGCAGAUUGCAAGAAACUGAAUAUUUCUUUCCAUUUGCUUGAGGGCAGUGGAGCUGAUGCUUUACCCCAGUGGGUGGAAAAACAUAACAUUGGGGCUGUUGUGUGUGACUUCAAUCCAUUGCGAGUGCCUCUUGGCUGGUUGGAUGGGGUCAAGAAGAAAAUGAAGAAAGAUGUGCCAUUAAUACAGGUGGAUGCCCACAAUGUGGUUCCUUGCUGGGUGGCAUCAGACAAGCAAGAAUAUUCAGCUCGGACCAUCAGGAAAAAGAUCACCUCAAAGCUGGACGAGUUCCUCACUGAAUUCCCACCGGUCAUCAAACAUCCGUACACUAGCAAGUUCAAACCUGAGCCAAUAGAUUGGGCGGAAGCCAUAGAAUCUCGGGAGGCAGAUAAAACUGUAGGGCCAGUGGACUGGGCGAAGCCAGGCUAUGAUGAAGCCAUUAAGAUGCUGAAGAGCUUUUUAGACAAAAGACUUAAAAUUUUUGCUUCAAAAAGAAACGACCCUACAGUAGAUGCCCUAAGUAAUUUGUCUCCGUGGUUUCAUUUUGGCCAAAUCUCGGUACAGAGGGUGGCGCUAUGUGUUCAAGAGUAUAAAUCCAAGCACACAGAGAGUGUGAACUCAUUCCUGGAAGAGGCUAUAGUUAGACGGGAGCUGGCUGAUAACUUCUGCUUUUACUCAGAACACUAUGACUCCAUUAAGGGGGCGAGUGCGUGGGCGCAGAAGACUUUGGACGACCACAGAAAGGACAAAAGAACCCACUUAUACACGCUAGAAGAAUUAUCUAAUGCCAAAACCCAUGACGACCUUUGGAACUCUGCUCAACUACAAUUGGCAAAGGAGGGCAAGAUGCAUGGCUUUCUGAGGAUGUACUGGUGCAAGAAGAUCUUAGAGUGGACACCGACGCCUGAAGACGCUUUGAAGUAUGCAAUAUAUCUGAAUGACCAUUACAGUAUCGACGGGCGGGACCCUAAUGGAUAUGUUGGUUGCAUGUGGUCAAUAUGCGGCAUACACGACCAAGGCUGGGCAGAACGCGCGGUGUUUGGUAAAGUUCGCUACAUGAACUACGACGGAUGCAAACGGAAGUUCAACAUUCACGCGUUCAUUGCCCGCUAUGGUGGGAAAGCGCACAAAUACGUCCCAAAGAAAAACAGCGAUGGAAAGAAAAGUGACAAGUGAAAGGUGGGAACUAUUCUUUCGUCAUUCCAGUCGACUUGACACGCCCAAGACAUGACAUGUGCCAGUGUAAAUAUGAAUCUAAAACUUUGAAGAAAGUUGUAUUAAGGUUGAUAAUUAAGUAUUUCCUAAUAAAUGUUAGGGUAAGUCCGCCUAAGUAUACCUAGCUAUAGUAUAUAGCAUAACUAAAUGUAUUAGGUGAUAUAAAAAAUCUCAAUUCUACCUAUUUUAUACAAUGGCAACUCCAAGGAUGAUUUUGUAUCUACACGUUUUUCUAUGGCUAGUGUAAGUAUAGAUAAGUAUACUAACUUUAAAGUUUGUUGUAUGUUGUUUCAGUAUUUAAAUCGCGUUUUUAAUGUUACCCUACCUCAUUUUUAUUAAAAAAAUAAACCUUUUGUUUUGAAUAAUA
Amyelois transitella is the source of this 2056-nucleotide messenger RNA. RefSeq names its product deoxyribodipyrimidine photo-lyase (gene phr). Gene Ontology annotation, biological process: photoreactive repair. The record is from RefSeq and is a predicted model, not a curated record. The coding region runs from base 46 to 1650 and encodes 534 amino acids. Gene Ontology annotation, molecular function: deoxyribodipyrimidine photo-lyase activity. The transcript is spliced from 7 exons. Lineage: Eukaryota; Metazoa; Arthropoda; Insecta; Lepidoptera; Pyralidae.